This is a messenger RNA of Alternaria atra, 339 nucleotides long. RefSeq lists its product as uncharacterized. The record is from RefSeq and is a predicted model, not a curated record. The transcript has a single exon. Bases 1 to 339 code for a protein of 112 amino acids. Lineage: Eukaryota; Fungi; Ascomycota; Dothideomycetes; Pleosporales; Pleosporaceae.
AUGCUCUCCCUUGUUGCCCUCCUCUCUGCCCUCGUCCUGCCCCUGCUCGCAGCAUCAUCCAACCCGAACACGACCCUCAUAUACCAGUUCCCCAACGGCACAUGGAUUGAAAACAUCGCCGUCCGCCACAACAACGCACUCCUUCUGACCCUACUCACGACGCCGGAUCUCUAUAACCUGGACCCCACCUCCUCCAAGCCCUCCCCAACCCUCCUCUACACAUUCCCCAACGCCACAGCCCUCUUUGGUAUCGCCGAAUACGCCCCAGAUGUCUUCGGCAUCGCUGCCGGAACCUACUCGUUUUCAGCUGGCGUCACUCCCCAUUCAUUCAGCAUAUAG